This is a messenger RNA of Suillus bovinus, 1164 nucleotides long. RefSeq lists its product as uncharacterized. Lineage: Eukaryota; Fungi; Basidiomycota; Agaricomycetes; Boletales; Suillaceae. The transcript is spliced from 8 exons. The record is from RefSeq and is a predicted model, not a curated record. Bases 1 to 1143 code for a protein of 380 amino acids.
AUGUCUUCGCAUCAUCAUCCUAACACAUCUUCAAGCUCCUCUGAUCCCCCUGAAUGGUCGGAGUCACCAGAACCAUCAAGGCCCAGCAAACGCAAGCACAGGCAGUCCUCCAGUGACACCAGCACCAACGACCUCAUAAAUUCCAUAUCGUCAGGCUCUCGGAAGCACACAACAAGGAAACAUGAAGAUUCGAAAACAGAUGACACAGAGCUAUACCGAAACGCAGGAAGGAAGGCUUCAAGCCUUCUGGAUACGUUCGGCAUACCUUCUGCAGCCUUCAAGACCGGUCUUCAAUUUGACCGAGGUGGUAAGCGCGACCCAAAACAACCUGAAGAUGUCACCAAUCGGCAUUUGUUACUGUACAAUGGCGUCAUCGACUAUGUUCCUAGUCUCGAGAGCGAGCUCAACCACAUAUCAAGCAAAAAACUCAAUGUGAUCAUUGCAAUGGUAUCAAAGGGUAUGAGUGAUGGCAGAUCCGCAGAUCUGAGCUCUGUCAAGCACAAGGGCCUGCAAUACAUUGGGCUAAAUAUGUAUAGUAAGGCCGAUGCUCUUGACCCGCCAGUUCCAGAAAUCGAGGAUAAGUCAAUGCGUGGGCUCAAUCACCCGCAGUUGGCCCGUUUACUUUGCCCUCGGAAGAAAUUGGAUUGGUUUGAUGAGGGUCCUGAUUCCGCUAUGGCUGCCUUGCAAGCUGGCGAAAUCACCAUGAUGGCACACAACUGGCCAACAUUCUUUUAUGAACACGACAUUUACGAUGCUGCUGAGAAGACACACGGCCUGUUUCGAAACCAUAUUGUUCUGAGGACAUACUUUACAAUCAGCAGCGUGCAGCACUGGACAUGGUGUAUCGGCGACAUGGACUUGGAUGAGCUCCUCUGGGCCAUCAUUGAAAUGCUAGACGACGAUGACGAUCCAUGGGUCAAAGACACCCUUGCAUGGUGGAACAGCAAGGACGACAUCAUGCAGAUUCGUGCUCAACGAGCUGCACGCCGUUCUGCUUUAGCUAAGUCAAAUGCACCAUCACGUCCAGGCCACCCUAACGAGCUUCAAGAGCCCUCAACAAGUGGCAAGCGCACCCGCCCUGUGGAGCACCGCCCUGAAGCGCAGGCCUUCCAAUAUUCGCAAGGUCGUGUGUGGUCUUGUUAGGCCUUCCAAGGCCUCGUCAGG